AAUAAACACCUCCCUCUCUUUCCUUCUGUGAGCAUUUCAGCUUUUUGCAUUAUCGAGAGUGCUUUCUCUUUGAAGCUUGUCUCGAAACACUGGCAGUAAGCAGCAUCAAACACGCCACAGAAAACACCAAAGUCCUGAGCAUUAUUUACUGCAAAGUAAUAAAUCAUAGUUUAUGUGCAUACAUAAUAAUGCAUGGCGCCGCUGUUCCCAAAUGCAAGGACUGGCCUAUAACCCACAUGCGGCAGACUGACAUGAUUUCAGUUAUCAAAAGCAAUGACUAAUAUGAUUUGUUUUUUACCCUCAUCAUUCUGAUCUUUCCAUGCAUGUUGCAUUUAAACAUACCAACCACUCAGACCCAGAGGAGCUACAAAGAAAAGAAUUGGAUCUGCCUUAUUUAUAUGCAGACAUAGAUUUUGGUGCAGAAGCUGUUUUAUUUUUCAUGGGGAAGGCAGGAGCAAGCUCUUGGCUGACUGCAGUGAAAAGGGCUUUCAGGUCUCCAACGAAAGAAAACGAUAAGAGAAGCAGUAGCAGGAGAAGAGAAGAACACGAACAGCAGGAGGAGGAGGAAAAGAAGAGGGGAAAGCGACGAUGGAUUUUUAGGAAGCCUUUUAGUCAAGAACCAGAAGUCUCUCAGGUUUUUGAGGAGAGAACUACAACCACCAUCGCUGAUAUUACAGCAACAAGUAGUAAUGUUUCUGAGGCAGCUGAUGAUGAUCCGCAAAGACACGCCAUUGCAGUAGCCAUGGCAACUACGGCAGCUGCUCAGGCAGCCGUAGCAUCUGCUCAGGCAGCCGUGGAGGCUGUUCGGCUUGCAAAGCCGUCCAUCUUUGUCAGACGCCAUCAUGCUGCCACGACUAUUCAAGCGGCCUUCAGAGGUUAUCUGGCGAGAAGAGCACUAAGGGCACUUAAGGGGUUAGUGAAGCUGCAGGCAUUAGUGAGAGGUCAUAAUGUCCGCAAAAGAGCAAAAUUCAAUCUUCAGUGCAUGCAAGCCCUUGUUCGAGUUCAAUCACGGCUGUGUGAACAGAGAGCAAAGAGGAUUUCUAAUCACGGAAGCACUGAUUCCAGACUAAGUGAUUCCUCUAAUAUCACCUCUAGAGAUGAU
Messenger RNA from Prosopis cineraria, 1102 nucleotides. Its product is annotated as protein IQ-DOMAIN 17-like. Gene Ontology annotation, molecular function: protein binding. The transcript has 4 exons. Lineage: Eukaryota; Viridiplantae; Streptophyta; Magnoliopsida; Fabales; Fabaceae. The record is from RefSeq and is a predicted model, not a curated record. The annotation marks the transcript as partial.